AAAAAUCACCGAUAAGAAAAGGUGAAAUUAGGGUUUUUCGGUUCCUAUAAAAGAACUACCAAAGCCCCAAGAUUCUCAAGCUCAACGUCUCUCUCAUUUUGCGGUUGUAUUUUAAUAUUUGCUCAGAAUAAUCAUGGGAAAGGGUCCUGGUCUCUAUACUGAAAUCGGGAAGAAAGCCAGAGAUCUUCUGUACAAGGAUUACCAGACUGACUACAAGUUCACCAUCACUACCUACUCUCCUACUGGAGUUGCCAUUACAUCCACAGGUUUAAAGAAAGGUGAGCUGUUUCUGGCUGAUGUCAAUACUCAGCUUAAGAAAAAGAAUAUCACUACUGAUGUCAAAGUGGACACAGACUCUAAUCUUUUUACAACCAUUACAUUUGAUGAACCUACUCCUGGGCUGAAGGCAAUUUUGAGCUUCAAAGUUCCAGAUCAAAGGUCUGGCAAGGUGGAGAUUCAGUAUCUGCAUGACUAUGCAGCUGUAAGUUCAAGUAUUGGGUUGACACCUAACCCUAUUGUUAACUUCUCUGGUGUCAUUGGAACCAAUGUUGCCUCACUUGGUGCGGAGCUGUCAUUUGACACCAAAACUGGGAACUUCACAAAAUGCAAUGCUGGACUCAGCUACUCAAAUGCUGAACUAAUUGCUUCGUUAAACCUGAAUGACAAGGGUGACUCCCUUAAAGCAUCCUACUACCAUAUUGUGAACCCAGCACAUGCUGUUGGUGCAGAGGUGAGCCACAGCUUCUCAACCAAUGAGAAUACUAUUACAGUUGGCUCCCAGCAUGCAUUGGAUCCAUUGACCACAGUGAAGGCACGAGUGAACAAUUUUGGCAGGGUAAGUGCCCUUGUCCAGCAUGAGUGGCGACCAAAAUCGUUGUUCACCCUUUCUGGAGAGGUGGAUAGCAAGGCUAUUGAGAAGAGUGCCAAGUUUGGAUUGGCUCUUGCUCUCAAGCCAUGAGCGGCCCAUUGUUUUGAAGGUAGUAGGUUGGGCAUUAGAAGUGCAUUAUGGUUCUGUCUGGACCAUCUUUUUUCUGUUCCUAAGGUUCUGUCUGAGUUCUCAUGGUGAUGCCUCUUUCUUUCCAUUUUGGUGGUUUUGGAUGUAAAAAUAAAAAAUUUAGAGGUGUCAAAAACCCAUGCCAUUACUGUCCGAGUCCUCACAAUCUCUAAUUACUGCAACUUAAACUGAAGUUGUAUACCCUUAUUUCAAGAGGGUUGAGUUCAUAAUUCCGUUCCAAUUCUUUGA
Molecule: messenger RNA, 1243 nt
Organism: Hevea brasiliensis (rubber tree)
Lineage: Eukaryota; Viridiplantae; Streptophyta; Magnoliopsida; Malpighiales; Euphorbiaceae
Product: mitochondrial outer membrane protein porin of 34 kDa
Exons: 6
Coding region: 134-958 (274 amino acids)
Biological process (GO): monoatomic anion transmembrane transport
Cellular component (GO): mitochondrial outer membrane
Molecular function (GO): voltage-gated monoatomic anion channel activity
Source: RefSeq, a predicted model, not a curated record